Messenger RNA from Anthostomella pinea, 1551 nucleotides. The record is from the annotation of a GenBank genome assembly. Lineage: Eukaryota; Fungi; Ascomycota; Sordariomycetes; Xylariales; Xylariaceae.
AUGCCGCUCACACGAUUGUACCCUCUCUACUUUGAGAUCAAGAGCGGUAGCACCUCCAAUAUCAUCAAGACUGCAAUAGUCGUCCUCGCACGAAGUGGCUCGGUGGAUGAGUAUGGCAUCAUGUACGGAGCCGACCAUGAUGCCAUGGGAUCGGGCAUUCUGUUCUCGUAUCCGGAACUGGCUACCCUUGCUGGUCUCCAGGGCGUCAUUGUAUACGCCAUCUCGUCGGCUUGUCCGCUGCUCAUCUUCGCCGCGCUGGCUCCCAUCAUCCGAAGGAAGUGCCCGGAGGGGUUCGUCCUCACCGAGUGGGCGAGGCAGCGCUACGGCAUUAUCACGGCGCUGUACUUGGGUGCCUUGACGCUGCUCACUCUAUUUCUGUACAUGGUCGCCGAGCUGUCGGCCAUAGGCCAGGUCGUGACGGUAUUGACGGGACUAGAUGGACUACCCGUCGUGAUCGUGGAAUGCGUUGUGACUACCGUCUACACCUCUCUCGGAGGCUUUAAAAUCUCCUUUAUCACCGAUAAUAUCCAAGGCGCCAUGAUCUGCGCCCUCAUCAUCAUCGCCACCAUCACCAUUGGUGCACGUACCGACAUUAAACCAGAUCUCGUCGAUAAUUCCGGGCUCCUUGACUCGAGCCUUGUCGGCUGGCAGCUGAUCUACAUCCUUCCGGUGGCGAUUUUGACCAACGAUUUCUUCCUCGCCAACUACUGGCUGCGUGCCUUCGCAUCGCGGACCGACCGCGACCUAUGGAUCGGCGUCUCGGUCGCCAUGGUCGUCAUCCUGAUCGUGCUGACGCUGGUGGGCUGCACGGGUCUAAUUGCCGUGUGGUCGGGGGCAUGGCCGGGCGACCCGCCAACCGAGGACGGCUCCGUCGCCUUCUUCCUGCUGCUGGAGAAGCUGCCCAGCUGGGUCGUCGGCAUUGUGCUCCUCAUGUCAGUCUGCCUCAGCACGGCUGCCUUUGACAGCCUGCAGUCGGCCAUGGUGUCCUCGGCCUCCAACGACGUGUUCCGUAACCGGCUGAACAUCUGGUGGAUCCGAGGGGCGGUCGUGCUCAUCAUCGUCCCUACGGUUGUCCUCGCCGUCAAGGCCCCCAGCAUCCUCCAGAUCUACCUUAUCUCGGACCUGCUGUCGGCCGCCACAAUCCCAGUUCUCAUGGUGGGACUUUCCGAACGCUUCUACUGGUGGCGUGGCUUCGAGGUCCUGGUCGGCGGCCUCGGCGGUAUCCUGUCCGUCUUCAUCUUCGGCACCAUCUACUACGAAAGCGCCCAGCUCGGAGCGGAGCUAAUCCUACUGGAGCAAGGCUUGUACACGGGCGACUGGGGCGCGUUUGGCGCAUUCGUCGUGGCGCCCAUCGGAGGUCUGAUCUUCGGUCUCAUUGCGCUAGCUGUGAGAUUGACGUUCCAAUAUGUCGAAUCGCACGUGCGUGGGACUCGUUUCGAUGCUUUCGAACACCCUGCUAGGGUCUCGCAGGAGGAGCAGGAUGCCUUGAGCCAAGAGGCUGAGAUCCAUCACGAGGUCGCCACGUCCAAGGUUGUGGGCAAGUUCUUCUAG